Molecule: messenger RNA, 2311 nt
Organism: Cloeon dipterum
Lineage: Eukaryota; Metazoa; Arthropoda; Insecta; Ephemeroptera; Baetidae
Product: protein O-linked-mannose beta-1,4-N-acetylglucosaminyltransferase 2-like
Exons: 6
Coding region: 248-1960 (570 amino acids)
Biological process (GO): protein O-linked glycosylation via mannose
Cellular component (GO): endoplasmic reticulum
Molecular function (GO): protein O-acetylglucosaminyltransferase activity
Source: RefSeq, a predicted model, not a curated record
CAAAUUAAUGUAAACACGGACUGAUUGUGAGCACUGAGCACUGGGAGAGUGAAUUGUGUGUUCACCCCGUUCACCCGCAAAUUUCAAGAGAAAUUUUGCCUUCACUCAACGAAAAAUGUGAAUUUUGACAGCGGAAAUGCGUGUUUUUCUCACAUGAAGAAUUGCUAAGCGCUAAAUAAUCGCACUUGUUCUGUGAUGAAAGAGCGGUUUCUUAAAUAAUUUUGACAAUCACUGAUUAACCGGAAAGAUGCAGUUUAUGACGUCGAUGUUCAUCUUCCUGGUGCCGACCGCGUCUCUGCUCAUCUUACAGUACCUUCCACAGUUGUUGUCAAUGCUUUCAAGCAAGUCGAAAGGGAGCCCGUCGCCUAAAAGGAACGUCAACCUUGAGCCCGUCUCUUCGUUUUCCUCCUCUAUUUGGUGCUCCGAGUGCAACCGCGGAGCGAAAUGCUGCCAAAUCGAGAACCUCUACUAUUUUCCCAAGGACAAGACUUUCGGGUUUGUCCUCACGGAAAACUCGAUCGUGCACGGAAUCUCGUCUGGAGCCGAAUUUGGAAAUUUAUUGGCAAAUUCCGUGAUAAACCACACUGAGCUGUUCUUGCCGCUUGUUGUUUUUGCAAACAACGAUCCAAUCAUCAAAACUGUCAAGUCGUCGUUGAAGGGACACGAAAUUUUCUUGCUGCGAAGAUUCAAGCCUGACAACCUGAUGCACGCCUUACACGAUGACAUUUUGCCCCUAUUUUCUAGAAUGGAGACUAUUUGCAAAGGAGAAUUUUCGUCUUGCUCAAAAAAUUUUGUUCUUUCUUUCACUGACAACUAUAGUGACUUCAAUUUAGACUGGUACAACUUACUUUUCAAGAAUUCCAUUUUUAAUUUGACGGAGCUUCGAGAGCCGGUUCUGAUCUCAAAAGCUCACGUUGGACUGCCUGGUGACACAACAGUUUUUCAGUAUGGAUUUGGACAGCCACAAGGGCCUCUGAAUCUAGGUCCAAACUCGGUUGGAAUAUACCAAAGAUUCGCGGAAUAUGUUAAAAAGCAACUUGAUCUGAAUGAACAAGAGAAAAUUGAUGGAGUGCAGCGAAUAGUUUUGAUUUCAAGGAAGGAAACGAGGAGGAUUUUAAAUGAAGAGGAGGUGAUGAACUUUAUCAGAAACUCAUUCCACAACACCAUGGGUCUAACGCAGGAGCUAAUUUACAAAAUACUGGACUUGAGUGUUGAAAGAACCCCGGAAGCUGUGGUUUCCACUCUCACUGGCGCUGAUUUCAUUUUGGGCAUGCACGGCGCUGCAACGUUUCUUGCUGGUGUCUUCUCUCGGCCUAAUUCAACCAUUCUUGAAUUAUUUCCAUACGGAAUCAACCCCAAAGUUGUUUCGCCCCUGAGAGCACUAGCAGAGACUCCCGGCUUUUGGUUUAAAUAUAACUCCUGGGAAAACAAGGACGUCCGAUCUUCAGUUCCACCUGCUGAUGACGCACCACCUCUGCAUGGCGGCCUUGGAUCUCUGUCUGAAGAAGAAAGGAAGUUUGCUGUAAAGCAAGUGCCUGUGCCAGCUGUACACUGCUGCCACAAUGCAACUUAUCUCUACAGAAUGUUUCAGGAUACUACAGUUGGUCCGAGCAUUCAGUAUUCAAUUCUAAAGUCCAUUGAAUUCCUCAAGAGAGGCACAAACCUGAACUGGACGCACAAAUUUACGGUGCCCGGCGCCGUUCGUGACCUGGUCUGCCUGAGCGAGGCUGAAAGCACAAAAAUGUUCUGGAAGGCGCCUCUGAACGUAAAGUCUGUGUCUCAGUACAACACUAUCAAAUAUGAAAUCUCCGCCAAGUCUUCUAAUAGUGACGACGAUCUCUUCGAGGCCACUGAAACUAACGUGUUUUCUGAUUUUGAAAACCAACAAUUCACAGAAGUGUGGGUUCGUGCAUGCAACCAGCAUGAGUGUGGAAAGGAUACUUUUGUGAUGUGCACUUAAUUGUUUUAUUAUUAAUGCUGCGGCCUGAUAAUUUUUGGUGAUAGAACCCCUUUUUUAUAUCUUCGUAAAACGAAAUGAGGUGAAAGAAUUGAGGAUCUCAUGUAAAAAGUCCGAUGGACAUUAAUAAUAAUACUGUCUAAUUAGUGAUUAAAUGAUUUUGUGGUCAGAAUGCUUUUUACAAUCGGAGCAGUGUCUGUCUCAAUUGGGUACAUGUGUGCUUGAAAGAGAAAGGCUUUGCUAGAACUGCUGUUAAUAAUUUCAAGAAAAAGAAUCAACAUAUCAAUCACAAGUUUAUGUAAAUAUUUGUUGCUGUUACAAUUUACGCAGUUAAUAAAUAACCUCUUUAAUCAA